Molecule: messenger RNA, 753 nt
Organism: Penicillium atrosanguineum
Lineage: Eukaryota; Fungi; Ascomycota; Eurotiomycetes; Eurotiales; Aspergillaceae
Product: N-terminal L-serine N(alpha)-acetyltransferase NAT4
Exons: 2
Coding region: 1-753 (250 amino acids)
Cellular component (GO): nucleus
Molecular function (GO): protein N-terminal-serine acetyltransferase activity; histone H2A acetyltransferase activity; histone H4 acetyltransferase activity
Source: RefSeq, a predicted model, not a curated record
AUGCCUUCAGUCAAAGAAGGCCGAGUGACCAAGCUCAAAGCGCGACAGUCUCAAACGACCACCCGGCGCGUCCAGCCCAAAAGCUUACCACUGGUCGAACGCACAAACGCACUAUCACUCAAAGACUUUAUCAGCAAAUACAUAGCCCCGCCCACGAGACGCCCAUCAGAGCCCAGAUCAACCGACUUAGAACCCGAAACAAAUGUACCCGACACACCCAUCGACGCACACUCCGCCGCGACAAUCAGCACCACCGACUUAGAAGCCUGCCUCGACCUAAUUGAACUAACAUCCGGUUCGGCCUACGCCGCCUCAGGCGGAGGCUGGUCAAGGCCCGCAAAGCGCAAAGAAAUGAAACUUCCCGACAUGAAAUACCUAAUCGUGCGGAGUCCACCCUUGGGAACCGACGCAGCCGACGAGCCGGUUUCUCGGAAUGCCGUGCUGGGGUUCAUAUCGUUUAUGGUAACCUAUGAGGAUGAGAAGGAGGUUGUCUACUGUUACGAGAUCCACUUGUCGGAAAAUGCCCGGGGAAAAGGACUGGGCAAACUGCUUAUCGGGAAGAUGGAGGAGAUUGGGCGGCGGGUUGGGUUGGAGAAGGCUAUGUUGACUGUCUUCAAGUCUAAUGAGAUGGCGAGAGAGUUUUAUCGGAGGAAUGGGUAUGUCAUUGAUGAGUACUCGCCUAAGCCGCGGAGGCUGAGGAAUGGGACGGUUAAGGAAUUUGGAUAUGAGAUUUUGUCUAAGGGUUUGAAGUAG